GUUGCUACGAUUGGUGGAAAGUUACAGAAGGGUCAUGAAUUUUUAAUCAGCUGAUUUUAAAAAUAACGCGGAGGUGCGAAUCUGUGACAGAAGGAGAGAGUAUGGCGACAGGCGAGGUGGAAGUGACGAGACGCCUUCAUUCUUCUUUCUUGUCGUCAGAGACACGGACUUUCCAAAGAUGAAGUCGGCCACGACAGCACAGGAGACACUGAAGCAGAUCUAUUCCAACAGGAACCUGUCCAGUGUGUACAGUAUUCCCCGCAAGCAGGCAGGACCAGGAUGUUGCCUGGAGGAAGUGAAGGUACAUGGCAGAGAAUGGAGGGAGGUCGUCAAGAUUGUUCAACAGUCGGUUAUGGACAGACGGACCAUGGCAAGAUGGCGGAUUGACAGAGUACAGCUAUGCACCAACACAACACUGGAGGAGCGCUUCAUCAGGAGGAGACAGAAGAUGAAGGAGGAUGGACGGAGUGCCAAGGAGCUGACGGAACACUAUGCUUUCUAUGUGGUAUCACAUGGCAAGGCCAGACACGUGUGCCAGAGUGGGUUGUGGGCUUCCUUUGGCCAAACUGCCUUCGCCAACAUCCUUGGAAGGUCAGACAUGGGGGUGUACGUCAGGAGGAACGCUGACAUUGCCCUGAAGCUGGCAGAGAAAUGCAAUUUCACUGUGACUGCCCUGAUGGUGUUCAAGAUCAUCCCAGGAAGGAUCAAGUCCAUUCCCACAAGCUUCACACCGAUUGAGGAUGCCAUCGAGCCGACACCCAACUUUGACAGCCACGUGUCCAAUAGGCUGCCGACUGCAGUGCAGAAGGAAGCACAUCAGCUGGCCAACUCAUGUAUCUAUCUGUAUGAGUACGAUGAGUCCUGCCGUCCAAGCAAAGCACCCAGUCAGAUUCUCCCCUACGCAGUGGUGAGCUGUACUCAGAUUUCCAAACCAAAAGUACUGUUGGCCUCACCAGUAGUCUCUCUGACAGACGUCAGUAGUUCAGACACGGAUGGGCGAGGGUCAGACAUGGACAUUGUUGAUGACAGUGCCGAUGAGAAAGAGUCUUCUGCCACCUCUGUGUCUAUUGAGGCUGUAAAAGGAAAGCAAGCAUCUGAAAGAACUAAGAAGUUGUCAGUUGAGGAUAUCCAAGGCUGUAAUCUUGGCGCAGGCAGUCGAUCAGAAACUGGUGUGUUCUUGAAGCCAGCACCAUUACCGCGUGAGAACAAGAUCUCACCGACAAAGAAUCACGGGGCAAAUUCAGCAACUAGCCAGGCAACAAGUGGAACCACACUAUUAAAGCCUGCUACUUUCCAGUAUGGGAAGAAGGAGUUGCAAACCAAUGAUAAACGUACCGUUUCUUCAAGCAAUAGUAGCAGUACCUCAUCUCAAAGAUACCAAGACAUGGCGGCCGGUUUCUUUGCUAAGCUCAAAGAUCCUAGGAUACGGAGUGGACAACGGAGCAAUGAGUUGCAUGCCAGUUCCAGCAGCAUGAGAGGGAGUUCAAAGUGUGAAAUAGAAAGUAGACCUGAAAUUCCCCAAAAGGUGAAGGAAGCUAGAUUGGAUGCAAAAACAAAGGUGAGACAAGCAGAGCACAGUGCAGUGCAAUUGAUCGAGAAGGCAAGUUUACAUGUGUUGGGUAGAAAGACAGCUAGUAGACAGGAGAUGCAAGUGGGUCACUGUUCCAAACCAGUUUUGCCAAAGUGCAAUAUGUCUAGCAAAUCUCGGGCUGUGGACAGCAGUGCCUCAAAAUUCAUGGGAAGCAUAAAGAAAAGAAAGCCAAGUGCAAAGCUGAAAGAAAAGAUCAGAAUAUUUCUGGCAGACGAAACCCAAGUAAGUCAUGAAAUAAAGAAGACUACAGCUGGCAUUCAGAAAGAAAAGAAACCAGGAGAAAAAGUGAAAGAGACCAAGACGCACAGAAUACAGAAAGACGCUCGAGAUGGAACAUCAAGUGCCUUUGAAAGACAACUGGAGAAAAGCAGACACGCUAAUGACAGCAAGCAACAUGCAAGUGUAAGCAAUCCAGCCAAACAGCACAAUAAGGAGGAAGUGAAGAAACAAAGUGACACAACUGUGAGAGAACCAGUGGGAGGAAAGGGGAAUGAUUCAAAUCCAUCAGAUUCAGAGCACACUGAAAUGUUGAGUGUUUUACAGUCUCUAGACCAGACCCUGGACCUCCUUACUCCAACUGUUACCUUAUCCUCUUCAGAAAUGUCAGAUUCUGCCAGUGAGGCAACAGUGUUGUGUAGAGCAUGCAAGAUCCCAAAGACAGAGUUACUCAAAACAGAAGAAAAUCAUUCAGCCAUUGGAAGAGGACAAGAAGAAGAGAGUAUGUGUCUUGAAAUCAUGGAAAUACCAGAACAGACCAUUUCUGAGGCAACUCGAAUUGGUUGUGACAGGGACAAUAUGAGUACAGGAAAUAUGUCACUGGAGGAAAGCAGCAGUGUUGGAUCGGUGCAGUUAAAUGUUGCCAUCAAAGAAGAAGAUAGAAUACAAGAGACAGAUACGAACAUGGAGAAGGAAAGCAAAAUAUGGUUGCAAGCAUUGGGAAUUGAGAAGCUCCCAGAAGAUGCUUUUCCAACAAAGACUGUAAAACAAGAAGCUGCUGAUGCAUCAGACCCAACAUGUCCAAACUCAGGUGGUGAGGUCUAUUCUUCCCAAGAAAAGAUGAUGGAACCAAAGAAGACUUCUGAAGAAGAAGAAAAUGGUGGCACCAAUGCGUCUAUGCUUGUGAUUGACCAGGUGUUCUCUCUGGCCUAUACAGAGAAGGCACAAGAAGAGAGUGCCAUUCCUGGUGACACAGCCAUAAGUUUUCCCUAUCAUCUUGCAAAACAGGGUACCAUUACUGAUACCAGUCUACCUCCCAGUCAGAUUAUGGGCCCACAAGCCCUUGACCAAAAUGGCUUGCCAGAUUCAGAUGCCAGAAAUUUAGACAGAGAAGCUGACCAUCUGGGAACAAAUGCUACCAGGAACUUUAUAAGCACUACUUCUGAGGGAGUGGCUCAUCCUCAAAGGCAGACUAGAAGAACAAGUAUGUGUGAAGAUACUGGUCGUGCCACCUUGGAACAGAGGGGUGGCACUGCAGACGUGAGAGGUGAGCAAGACUGCCAGCCAAGCUGCGAGUCAGAGUGUUACGCAUUGCGAUGCACAUGGCAAACUAAAGAGGACACUGUGCUGGAGUCGCUGUUGACAGGGGCACUCAACACACUGGAGCUAGGCGUCCAGAAGUUGCAGUCAAACAGUGACUGUCCCCAGCUAGUAGUGGCAGUGAGAACGGCAGCAACGAUAGCCACCCGAACCUCCACCACCCUUCUGGAGCUAGCCGUGCAAGAGGUCCGAGACCACAUUUCAAGAAAGGCAGGUCAGACGGUGGAAGAAAUGUUUCAACCACCACCGUUGGACUGUAGGAAGUUGGAAUCUCUGAUCUCGGGAACGAUAAACACACUGAAGAUGAUGUCAGAUGACAUAGACGGCACUUGCUCCUUGCAGACAUCCUUUCGGACUGCCCUUACAUUGCUGGAGCUGGCGCUUGAUAUUUUAUGGAUGAGAAACCACUCUGGAGCUAACACUGUAGGGCAACCUCAGCUUUGUCCACAAGCUGACAACAUGGCAAGUGAGGCACGCCAUCCCAUGGAACAUCAAUCAAAUGUGUUCACUGGUCAGUGGGAGGAGUCAGGAGCACAAUCACAGACUUCUCAGUGGCACAACAAUAACAUGGUCACAGUUGAUCAAGAAAAGUUCUCCAUGGAAAAGGAAGAGGAAUGUGGUAGCAGACACAGGCAGCUGAUAACAGCUGGGACCAAUGAUGCUAGCAAAAGUGCAAAGCCUGUCACCCCACCACCAUUGCCACCACCACCUCCCAACUUUUUGUUCUUCCCACCUCAGCAGCUAUUCACAGCUACCAGAAGGCAGGUCAACUCACUUUCUGUACCAUCACCCGAUGAGUUGGGUGCGGAUCACAAUGGAAACCUGGUAGGAAUGUUGGCAAAGUGUGGAGACUCGAGAGAGCCAGAGGGUGCAAUGAACAGAAACAAACAGACUACAAAAAGUUUGCAGACAGAAGCUAUUUGCAGAGAGAUGCAAACCACAACCAAAGUGGAGGGUACCCAUGACGAUGAAGAAAUCACACCAAACCUCAGUGUGAAGCCACAGAAGAUCAUGGUUGACUAUGAUAUGAAAAGCCAUGCACAAGUUGAUCCAUUGGCUGGUGCUGAAAAGAGCCACAUGUGGACAGACGAAGGUGCCAAGAAAAUAGCAAGAUUUGAGGACCCCACUGCAACAGCCUGUGAUCAGCCCAUGCCAAUAGUGACAUCUGGUACAGAACAAGAUGGUGGACUGACAGGAAAAGAAGGGAUGAGUACUCUCCAAACAAAAGCAACAUUCCCUUCUAAAGAUAGCAGAGCAAUGUCUGGAUUUUCCGUACUCAAGGAAAAUGACUGCAUGCAGCCGCAUUCUUGUGAUCCCGAGAAGUUGACAAUUAAGGAAGAAACAGAUUCAUCGCUAGAUCACCAGCAGGUUUGUGUAAAAACCUGUGCUGACAAUUCUUCAACAUCACCUGAACAAAGAUGUAAGACAGAAGAAUCUUACGCAGAUCCAUGCAAUACUGAAGAGGAGAAGCAUGUCCAUGGCACUCAGAAAAGUGAAGAAAGGAAAGAAAAAGUAGAAGAAGAAAGUCAUGAUCAUGAAAAUCAUGAAGAGAAAAGACCAGGAAAAGAUGUGCCAUCACAACCAUGUGCAUCACAGGCAAGUACUCUCAGCCAUCUCGCAGGUGAUGACAUGUUGGCAGAUGAUGUACUCCUGCACCCAGAUGAUGCUGAUGAUGAUCAUGAAUUUUUCUCCAUUUCUAAUGACUCCAGCAGUCUGAGCUCUUCUAUUCUGUCCGUGGGAGGACAAUCAUCAACCUCCUUGUCUUCACAUGACAGCCUUCUAUGGAGCAAAGAGGCCGUUGUGGAAAACACUUCAUCAGAAGUUGCAUCUCGGCCCUUUUCAUGCUUUGCAUCUCCCUUAAAAGAAGAGCCCACUGAUGAAGACAAUUGUAGCUUAUCAGCCAAGCUUGCAGCCACUGCCAACAUUGACCCAGCCCUUGGAAACAAACUAGCUCUGGCAGCUGAACUUCCUACAAAAUUAAGCUGCCCAAAGAUGCUGAUAAACGAGUCUGGUACAACAUCCCCUGUGAGAGAGAAAACUACACAAAAAGAUGGAAGGCAGAAGGAAAAAGAUGCGUAUGAAAGAGCAAGGAGGCAAUGGAAACGAUUGUUCAAGUCAUUUGUCGAUCACCAAAAAGCCAACAACAAAGCAAGUGGAGAAGUGAAGGUAGAAGAGCACUUGCAAAAGUCACCACAUAUCGACAGUUGCUCAGCACCACUUCAUGGCAGUAAAGUUGAGACAAAGACUGAAUUGAAAGAACAGAACACCUCAGGAUGUCCAGGAACUACUGGCUCCCACAAAGCCUGCAAUUCUCCAGUUCUCUGUGAAGCAACGGGAGGGUCAUCACCAACUAACUGUUGCAAGGAUAGUGACUCCCCUCUUUGUCUGUGUAAAUCUGAACUGUACAAGACAUCGAGCAUGAAAAGGCCUCAAGACAAAGCCCUAGGUGAUGAAGGACUGAUACUGCAGAAGCAAGAGAAGUCAGCCAGUCCUAAAAGCUCAGAUGUUGUACCGUUGUAUAACGCCAUACACAUGUCACAGGAUUCCAAACUGUACGACGCUCCGUUUGACUUUGACAUGGUGUUGUCAUGUGCCAGGUCCUGCCAUGCACAGGAGAUGCUCCAGUGUGUCGCAGACCGGAUGAAGAAGGUGUCUGCAGAGAUGGAGCAUUUCCAACAGGGGAUCAUGCAACUAGAGCUGGACAAGAGCAGCUUCGAUGGACUCUACCUGCAGAAGGACCAGCACAUGCUGCUGCUCAGAUCCGCCAUCAUUCACCUGUCAGAAAUCAGCACCGAGUUUGAGAUGCUUCAAGCAACGGAGACGUACCUUUCUAACAUACGGAGAAAGGAGAUGGGGCACAAGGAAAAGAAGACCCCCCUCCGAGACGUGAACAGUAUCAUGCCUGAAGAGGACUUUGCUCCUCCAGAGGAGAGGAAACCUGAUACGAUCAGGAACAUUCUGCUGAGACAGCUUGACAUGAAGAAGGGCCAAGUGAAGGCCUUGCAUAAAAGUCUGAAAUCCUAUCAGUCCAUCAAUGGAAACAACUUUGAGUUUGUCAGGAUGCUACUUAGGUCACAAAUUCACACCUGUGGCACUGAUAUCCAACGCCUGGAGGAGAAACUAAGGGAAGAGAAUCCCUCAGUUAAAAUCGACUGCAACGAGGCAAAGAUCUCGCUUGUACAAGAGAGGCAAACAAAGUGUCAGGAACUCCUGAAGGUGUUGGUCAAGGACAGCUCACAGGACUAUGCCAAGAUAGAGUGGUGCAAGAUGAAGAGUAGGAGGUACCACGGCAUUCUACUUUAUGAGGGGGAUAAAUGCUAUCUGAGGGAGCGCAGAACUCGCUCAAAGUCUUCACCCUCUGCAGCAGAUGACAAGACAAAGGGAUUAGUCAGCAGAGAAAGCUCAAGGGCAAAAACUAAGAAUUCAUCAUCUUCAAAGACCAUAAAGAGACAGCACGAUGCAGAAGGAAAGCAACCCCAUAGGAAGAAUGAUCCAUCCAGGAAAAGGAGAAAGACGUGUGAACCAAUCCAACAAAGACUUGGUGAUGAAGACAUGUCUACUAAGGGCUACAUGAACCCUACUGCUGAUGAUGCCGCUACAGUGGAAAGCAGAGCAGGGUGUCUCAGUGCAACUUCCCAAGAGAAGUCUAUCAAAAGAGAAAAGUCAAGCUGUUUACAGAAUUGCAGAGACAGACCAGAGCAAAAGAGACCAAAGCUCCUUGUACCCACUGGAAAUGGCCAUGAAACACAGCAACAGAGCCCCACAGCUUCCAGAUUGCCCAGUCCUUGUGAUCUGCAUCAAAAGCUACUCAGAGACAGAGAAUCUUUGAUAAGCUCCAAGAGCUUGCCAGUUGUUGUGACGCCAGCAGCCAGUGGACAAGCGGAAGAUGCCAGUUGCCAUCCCUCCCAGGCAAGUCAGGACAUCUUUGGGAAACUAACAGGAACUACAAAAUCUGCUCUUUCAGCCAAGUGUCCUCUUGACUCUAAAUGUGCUAUGAAGGCUAAGACUGCUGAUGCCAGUGGCCAUUCUUCCAAGGCAAGUCAGAACGUCAUUGGGAAACCAACAGGAAGUACAAAAUCUGAUGGCACCAAGAAAGAGGCAGUAUCAGUGGCAGGUGUGGUUCCAAGCUGCAUCCGCACUGUCAAGGAUCCCAGUCCACAAGAGCGGACAACGCUAUCAGGCAUCAAAGGAAUUGGGGCAAAAGGUCCUCUUGACUCAGAAGGUGCUGUGAAGGCUAAGACGACUGCUGUCACCAAGCCCAUCCAGACCUGCCUCACAAACAGAACAUUUCACAGUCCAUCCAGAAAAGCAUCGGUCUCUGGGAUCCACAGUACGUCAAGUACUGUAAACAAACAACCUUUCAUACCUCACAGUCCAUCUAGAAAGGCAGCAGUCCCCAGGACCAACAGCACAUCAAGUACUGCGAACAUGCAGCCUUUAAUACCUCACUGUCCCAACAUGUACUCAGCCGUGCCCUACACCUACCCUGCACAGAACACACCGCCACAUCAUGUACAGUACCCCACCAGUCAUCUACGGCCCAGAAUGAACUGGUGGUCACAGGGCCCGAAUGUUCUCCACAGACCAAUGUUUCCACCUCAGCCGUUGUUUCCUUUCCCCAACCAACAGAUGUUCCCAAAUAGAUGGCCAACAAAGUAGGGUUAGCUAGGGACAUUACAUGUUUGUAUAUUGUUGUAGUGAUCAUAGUCUAUUGGUUGAGAAAAGGACGCAGGUCUUUUAGGCAGUCCUCCUUUUUUUUAUGACACCUGUCAUAUAGGCAUGUAGGGAUUGUCACCUCAAUUUGAAAUUAUGCUAGGAACCUUUUUAGUGCAAUAUCUUAGCAACUAUAAUAGAUAUAUGACAGAUUUAUAGAUUAGAAUUAAAGAAAGAAAGCUAUGUUAGUUUGUACAGGUAUGUGUAACUUUUCUGUGCAGUCAGCAAUUUAUUAGAUUCCUAGUUUCAUGGAAUUUGUGUUAACACAUUACAUUCCCACAUAUACAGCCAUUGGAAAUCUGCAGUUAGGCUGACGGGAAGAUUUCUUGUAAAGGGCAUAAAUGGAGAACCACUUUCAAUCUCAUUUCAGGUUGUCCAUGAAAAAAAAAAGUUAACAGAUGUAUGUGGUUUUGUAUUGUUCUAGUUCACUUAUUUUGUUGUUGUGGAUAAGUUGAACUUGUGACCCCACAGUUUAUUGUACACGAAUGAAUGUUGUUCAAAUGUCACUAAGCUGUUUAUGUUCAUCAGAAACUGUGCAAGGAUGCCCGCAAACUGAUGUGCGGUAUAUCAGGUCUAGCUAGGUAAGACAUAUUUCAUGACUUUAUCAUAGUAGUAAACAACAAUAUUCCAAUUAUGUUGAAGAGGAUCUGCUCACCUGCAGUUGCAUAUGUAGCAUACUAACAUAGAAUGGUACUUUUAUCUUAUCUGAACACCUAAAGUCAAGUUUAGGAAUCACUUUUUACAACUAGAGUUCGGCGACCUCAUACCUCCAUGAAAAUUUAAAGCUUUCGUAAAUUUCAUGCAAUUGACUAAGACAUUAAC
Messenger RNA from Branchiostoma floridae (Florida lancelet), 8662 nucleotides. RefSeq lists its product as uncharacterized. Gene Ontology annotation, biological process: synaptonemal complex assembly; homologous chromosome pairing at meiosis; male meiotic nuclear division. The coding region runs from base 179 to 7786 and encodes 2535 amino acids. The transcript is spliced from 10 exons. The record is from RefSeq and is a predicted model, not a curated record. NCBI's taxonomy places the organism in Eukaryota, Metazoa, Chordata, Leptocardii, Amphioxiformes, Branchiostomatidae. Gene Ontology annotation, cellular component: nucleus.